Messenger RNA from Hyla sarda, 8883 nucleotides. RefSeq names its product neuropilin 2 (gene NRP2). Gene Ontology annotation, molecular function: vascular endothelial growth factor receptor activity; semaphorin receptor activity. NCBI's taxonomy places the organism in Eukaryota, Metazoa, Chordata, Amphibia, Anura, Hylidae. The transcript is spliced from 16 exons. Gene Ontology annotation, biological process: vascular endothelial growth factor signaling pathway; axon guidance; angiogenesis. Gene Ontology annotation, cellular component: membrane. The record is from RefSeq and is a predicted model, not a curated record. Bases 345 to 3062 code for a protein of 905 amino acids.
CUCUGUAUAAGGCAGCAGCAGAGUAGCUGGGAGGGAGCAGACACAAGGAGCCAGCCUCAGAGAGCACACUCCUCAUCAUCCUCACAGUGCCUGACCCCAACCAAAGACAAGCUAGGCACUGCUACUAGAAGACUGCACUGGCCCCUGUCUCCUCACUGUGUCUAGGGGCAGGAAAGUCUUCUGUAUCCCUGAGCAUAAUUGUGGAUAUUACCCCAUCUCCCAGGAAUACCAUCAUCCUCACCCAGGACCUUACUGGCAUUUUGCACAUGCAGAAGACAAGCACUGUCCAAUGUAAAUGACUUAUUGACAGGGGGAAGUGAAGAGGUUUUUUGUGUUGUUUCACAAUGGAUAUCCUUGUGCUGGUGUUUGGAGUUAUGUAUCUGCACUUUUCAGCAUGCACAGUGUCAGGACAAGAAGUGAAUACAUGUGGAGGACGUCUUAAUGCCAAAGUUGCUGGUUAUAUCACCUCACCAGGUUAUCCCAAUGACUAUCCUUCUCAUCAGAACUGUGUGUGGGUGGUCAGCGCGCCGGAGCCCAACCAGAAGAUAGUGCUCAACUUUAAUCCUCAUUUUGAAAUUGAAAAACACGAUUGCAAGUACGACUUUAUUGAAAUCCGGGAUGGAGAAAGUGAAUCAGCAGAUCUGCUUGGGAAACACUGUGGAAAUAUUGCACCGUCUCCAAUCACAUCAUCCGGCUCCCACAUCUACAUCCGUUUUAUCUCAGACUAUGCCCGUCAGGGUGGUGGCUUUUCCUUACGUUACGAGAUCUUUAAGACAGGCUCUGAAGAUUGUUCCAGGAAUUUCACCAACUAUAAUGGCACCAUUGAGUCUCCUGGCUAUCCAGACAAAUACCCACACAACCUAGACUGUGUAUUUACUAUCCUGGCCAAGCCAAAGAUGGAGAUCAUCCUGCAGUUCUUGACUUUCGACCUAGAGCACGACCCCCUUCAAGUUGCAGAAGGAGAUUGCAAAUAUGAUUGGCUAGACAUCUGGGAUGGUAUUCCACAUGUGGGACCCUUGAUUGGCAGAUACUGUGGUACAAAGACCCCCUCUGAGAUCCGGUCUUCAACUGGAAUCCUUUCCCUCACCUUUCACACUGACAUGGCGGUGGCUAAAGAUGGGUUUUCUGCUCGCUAUUUCUUUGCUCCUCAAGAGGUCCCUGAAAAUUUCCAAUGCAAUUUUCCCCUGGGAUUGGAAUCUAGAAGGAUAUCCAACGAGCAGAUCUCUGCAUCUUCUGCAUAUGCAGAUGGUGGAUGGACCGCCCAGCAAGCUAGACUAAACAGCGAUGACAAUGCUUGGGCUCCCAAUCAUGAUACCACCAGGGAAUAUCUGCAGAUUGAUCUCCGCUUCUUGACUUUGUUAAAAGCAGUGGCAACACAAGGCGCUGUAUCAAAACAUACAGGAGUUUCCUAUUAUGUCAAAUCAUACAAGCUGGAAGUCAGUACCAAUGGUGAGGACUGGAUGAUGUUCCGCAAUGGUAAAAACCACAAGAUUUUCCCUGGAAAUAAUGACACCUCAGAAGUGGUAUUGAACAAGUUCCCACAGCCAGUGUUGACCCGAUUUGUCCGAUUCCGUCCCCAGACAUGGAACGUGGGAAUAGCAAUGAGGGUUGAGCUUUAUGGCUGCCAGAUCACAGAUGGUCCAUGCUCCAACAUGUUAGGAAUGAUGUCCGGCCUUAUUUCAGACUCUCAAAUCACAGCGUCUUCUACCAGAGAGUAUCUAUGGCCUUCUGGAGGGGCACGCUUGGUCAGCAGUCGAUCAGGCUGGUAUUCCCGUAUGACUAUGGAGCAAGCAGGAAAGGAAUGGCUGCAGGUUGAUCUUGGGACCCUUAAGACAGUGAAAGGAAUCAUUAUACAAGGUGCUCGUGGGGGAGACACCAGCACUGAAAACAGGGCAUUCGUGCGAAAAUUUAAAGUGGCAUACAGUCUGAAUGGUAAUGAUUGGGAGUAUAUUCAGGAUUCUAAAACAGACCAGCCCAAGUUGUUUGAAGGAAACAUGCAUUAUGACACUCCUGAAGUUCGCAGAUUUGAUCCUGUUGCUGCACAGUUUGUACGAGUUUAUCCAGAGAGGUGGUCUCCAGCUGGCAUGGGCAUGAGGAUGGAGAUACUUGGCUGUGACAGAACAGAAAUGGCACCUACCUCAGAAACAGUAAAACCAACUAUAAGGAUUGAAGAGACAACCACACAAGUAUCUAUGGAAGAGGACACCAGUGACUCCACAGAUACUGACGAUUGUGUGGUUCCAUCAGGAUUUGAUUGCAAUUUCGACCAUUCUGAAGAUGUUUGCAGCUGGACACAUGAUAUAAAAGCAAACUUCACAUGGUCAUUCCAUCCUAAUAGUACCUGGAUGGGACAUCAUAGCUCCAUUUCUGCCAACAGUAAAAACUAUCUGAGACUACCCAGCAAUGGAAGAAGAGAGGGUCAACAUGCCCGAUUACUCAGCCCCAGAAUGCAUCAGCCCAGGUGUGCCUUUUGUUUGGCAUUCCGUUAUAUAGCAUCAGGAACCAGUGGUGCCACAUUGCGAGUGCUCAGGAACUCAAGCCAGGAAAACAGUUUACUGUGGAAAAUAAAAGAAGAACCGGGAAGUGAAUGGAAAGAUGGAAGAAUCCUUCUGACAAGCUAUGAUGGAGAUUACCAGGUUGUUAUUGAAGGAAUUGUUGGUAAAGGCCAACCAGGAGACAUUGCUGUGGAUGACAUUCGGAUAGCUAAUGAAAUCCCACUGGAAAACUGUAUGGAACCAAUCUCUGCUUUUCCCAAACCAACUGUAUAUCCAGGGGGCACCCUUCUACCAGGGAGCGAGCCCACAGUGGAUACGGUGUCAGUGCAGCCCAUCCCAGUCUACUGGUAUUACGUUAUGGCAGCAGGAGGCGCUGUUCUGGUGCUGUUCUCCGUCGCACUAGCCUUGGUGCUCCACUACCACCGCUUCCGCUAUGCGGCCAAGAAGAGCGAUCCAGCCAUCACCUACAAAACCUCACACUACGCUAAUGGGGCACCUCUGGCAGUGGAGCCUACCUUAACUAUAAAACUAGAGCAAGAUGAUCCCGAUCACAGUUCACGUUGCUGAGGGCGAUAUGGACGCUGGAUCUAGACUUAAAAGACUCAUGAACUGUUGGCUCAAUUUGCACUUUUAUUCUCCCUUUCCUUAUAAACCCGACAAUAAUUUGUUCUGCAUAUUUUUGAACUCAUGGACAUCUCGACCCCUCUUGACUGUCUCUAAAGUAUAAUGCUGCAUCUUGGAAUAUGUUUGAGAUAAAGGGGCAAUGCCUUUUAGAACCUGAAUGCUCUUUUUUUUUAUUUUUCAAAGACAAUUAUUUUUCCAAAUUUUUAUUUUGCCCCUCAUGGUAAACAAACAUUGCCUGAAAAUAUGAAGGAAAGUUUGUGAAAGUUUACAUACAUGCAUAUCUAUUUUCUUGUGUGUAUGAAAUAGCACGUAAGUAGUGGUGAAAACCACUAAUGGAACUAGGCAAUUACAACAAAUGUAUUUCAGUGAGCUCAUGGACACUUUGCGUCAAGUGAUGUGACUGAUACCACUCAGUACGCUCUAAGGUGUAGUCCAGGACGUAAAAUUUGAGGGGCAAAUCUAGCAAAUUUGUGAAUGUUAAUGUACAUUUACUUCAGUGCAUAGGUAAUGUUAUUUGCUAUUUCUGGUCUCUUAUUUCCCCACACUCCUUACACGCUACCAUGAAAGGACAGAAUUUUCGAAGCAUGAGUUGAUUCACUUAAAUGAUUGUGCCAAUUUUCCAACCCGUGCCUGGGAAUUCAUCUUCAAAAAUGGUAGCCAUACAAGUUACACACUGUUAGCAAAGGAGUAAUGGGGAAAGAAAUCAAUUGUCAAUACUGUGGAGCUCACUGCAGUACAUUUUAGGACAGCUUAUUACUGUCUUACAGCUUAUAGACAUAUAUGCAAUUACAGAAACAUGCGAGAUAUUUUUAUUUCUUGGAAAUUGUUCUUUUUGUAAACUUUCAGAAAUCCAUCUUGCUUAAGCAACUAUUUUUUAUGGCCUCAUACUAUACAGAAAAAUACCCACUGGGCUUGUAUUCAAGACAAGAAUUGUUGACAAGGGACUAGAAUCUAACUGGGAUAUAGCAUAAAAAUGAAUGCAAAAUAAAGCAAUAGUAUCCCAUAGAAAGUGAAGGCUACCCGAUAAAAGCAUGCCCUCUGAUUGGUUGCCUUGAGGAACACCACUUUUUUUCCUCUGCACUGGUCUUUAUGCAUUACCCCAGGUAUAUUUCACGUACUGCUCUUUGCUAUCCUGAGUUGCCCCUGCAUGAUUAGAUCUUCAUGACCAUUGGGCAUGCAUCUCAAUACUGAACUACUGGAAUACUGAGAGAUUUCCUUUAAAAACUAUGAAUUCAUUUAAUUCUUACCUCAAGUAAUCUUUAUUGGCACUACUUGCCUAGUCUAUGAAUAAAGUGAUUUCUCUUUAAAGGGUUAUACCCAUCCUAAUAAAUGUAGUUAAACUUGUAGAGCACAUCAAAGUAAAUAUUUUAGCAAAUUCGUUCAUUUACCAAACUUGCUGCAUUCUCCUGUUAUUCCUGCUCCUUUUCUCCCUUGGAAAGGAGCUCGUUGACAGCUCGUUGUCUAGGUUCCGGCCACUGCUCCAUUCUAGAAGUGGUAAUCAGUCUGUACCAACCCUACCACCACUUCUAUCAGGAGAAGGAGGCAAGUUGGGUUAAAAAUGUAUUUGUUAGAAUGUUUACCUUUACGUUCCCUACAAGUUUAACUACACAAUCUGAGAUGGGAAUACCCCUUUAGUGUAGGGUCACACAUGCUGUAUUUUGCUGCAUAUUUUUUGCAGCUGAUUUUGCUAUCCAUUGACAUUAAUGGGUAGGAAAAUAUUCAGCAAAAUAUGGCACAUGUGAAUCUACCUUUAAUGUACUCGGAGCCUAUGUACAUCACUUCACUGUAUAAUUAUUAUUGCCUUAUCUAGUCAUUGCUUUGCAUCAUAAACACAGUGUAACUAAAUCUACAUGAACACAUAUCUACAGUAGGUUCAGGAGUAGGAGUCAAAUUGCUACAUAACAGAUAAACAGAUCAUUUAUUUGGUUUUAAUGGGGCUUUUGAAACUGCCAUUGCUCCACUGGUUUCCUGCAGUUGACAGUACUGUUGGGGAAUAAUUUGCUCUAAAUAUCGCAGUGGGUUGAACUACUUGCACACCAACAUUUUUUGUUUUUUUCCAUCUCCUGUCUCCUGCGUCAGUUUUAAAGAAAAAUGGGCAAGGAUGACAGCAGAGGGGAGAAGGAAUAAAAGGUGGCCAGCAGACAUUUCUGUAAUGUUUAUCAGUUGGCAUAGAGAUACAUGGAGUUAUUUUAUUGUCAAUCUAAAAUAUACAAGUGGUGGUUUCUACAAAAUGAAGAAAAAAAUAAUUGGUAUGGGCCACCCUUUCAUUUUAAUGCACUUUCAAUUGUUUGCAAGCAUUACAAUAGAAAUUUCUAAUUGCUUCUAUCUCUAGAUUUAUUAGUUUGGUUCUAAUAUGGAACCUUUUUAAAGAGAAUCCAUCAUUUUGAAAAUAUAGUCCAGUCUGUAGGUAACAUGUUAUAGAGCUGGAAGAGCUGGGAAGAUUGAUAUACAUAUAUAAAAAGUAAUUUAUUUAUGCAAACCUCAAUGCUUAAGGGUCCAAUGGGCAUUCCUAAUUAGUGAUUGACAUCAAGCACUAUCAAGCACUAACAAGGACCACCCAUUAGACUCCUAAGCAUAGAAUGAGCAGAGGUUUACAUGAAUACGUUACUAGUUAUACUUAAUCUUUUCUGCUAUAUCUAUAUAUUAAACUGCUUAGUGCCUCCUACUCUAUAAAAUGAUGCCUGCAGACCGGACUGCUGUUUCAGUGUGACAGGUUUUCUUUUAGUCGUACAAGGUUAAAAAAAAAAGGGCCUGCUUUUAUUCAGGAACGACACCACUCUUGCCCAUGAGCUAUGUCUGGUAUUGCAGUUGAGCAAUAUUUAAGCAAAUGUGACUGAGCUAAAAAACCUGGCUGGAAUCGCCCCAUUUCUGGUGGAAAAGCAGACCUGAUUUUUUAAUGUUGUUCAGGUGCCACUAAAAUAUAACUAAAAUAUUCCACUGAGGUUACCAGUGUCCUGCUACAGCUUAUGUUGCCCAUUGCUGCAGCAUUUCUUUACUGUAAUCACAAAGUAAGCCAAAAAUUCCUAUCUUGGUUCUACAACAUUUCAUUUUGGUCAUACAUUUCAGAAGUAAACCUCAUUGCCGAACCUUUAUUUCUGGUCCGGAUGAAAACACACAUCUAUGAUUGAUGGGACACAUGCACUUGUGGCAUGUGUUUUUAUUUAUUUUUUGUAAUGUAUAUAACAAUUGUGGCUCACACAUUUUGCAGUUUCAGUGUUAGUGGAGCUUAAAAAUAAUUAGUUUUACUUAUUUUUUAAGGUAGCAAAUGGGUGGCCUUAUAUGCUAAAGUGACAUAGAAAUGUAUAUUUUUUUUGUAUCCAUGCUGUUUUUUGGGUGUUUGAAUGUAUUUCUCACAGAAAUGCUAGUAUACAGUGCACUGCUGUGUAUAAUACUUUUGAGCCUUUUUGUAUUAGAUUGGUUUUGUCCAUUUGGCAUUACUGCUGAUUAUUUUUCUGUAAUGUAAUGCACACAUAAGGUUGUGCUUAGAAGUUGAAAUAUUUUGUACAUUGUAAAGUACCUGUAUACCAGGAGGCUAACCAGGCAGUGUAGGGAGAUAAAACUAAGACUAAAUUUACCAGCUUAAAAUUUCCCAUGUUUCAUUCUCCUUAGAUGAAACAAAAACUAUUUUAUUUUAAUGCAACCUAAUGUUCAUUGUUUCUUGUUGUGUUUUUUUUUUGUUUUUUGAGGGGAACUUUUUGUCCCGUAAGAAAACUUCCAUAUUCUGUAUGUCACCAUUGUCCAACUGGUGCCACAUAGAUGAAAAGGGUUGUCAAUGCCCCUAUAUGCUCUCUUGUUUGACAUAGCCUAACAUCUAUGUAUGUUUCAUCAUAAAACCACUUGGAUGGAAUAGCAGGGCAUGGAAGUUCCAUAGUUGUUAAGUCUAUGUAUGGUGAUUACCGAUAUUCUUCAGGGAUCUAUGUUACAAGAAUUAAUUCUCAUGAUCCACUUCAGUCUGUUGUCACGUCAACUUGCUGCACAAUGCAUUAUAAACCCAUUUAGCAUGAAAGUGGUUCUUGCAAAAUGGCUUCCUUCUGGAGCAAUGUUUUUUGUACGGAGAAUUUUUUCAUAGCGCCUAAUUACAGGAGGAAAUUUAUUGUAACUCUUUUUAAAAUCACAUCAGUCCUAAAGUGUAAGUGUAAUUACGUUGCUAGUUCUCUCUUGUCUGUUUAAUCUAACAGCAGUAUCUAAGUCUUACCAUCUGUUGCCACAUGCUUAGAACAAAGUUCCAUGAUUGUAAAUAGCAUUUACUGUUUGACUUAAGUAAAAAUAAUAUAAAUAUGUAUAUAUAUAUAUAUAUAUAUAUAUAUAUAUACAAAAAGAAAUAACCAGCUGCAUUGUGCACAAAGGAAAGGACUAAACAAAAGGAACAAAUGCAACAAGGCACCUUUUGGCCCUCGGUUUCCUAUUAUUUGGAAACUGUUCCUCAUUAACGUGUUUUCUUCUACAUCUUUGCUGCCUUUUUAGAUGUUUGUGUUGUCGUUGUUGUUGUUGAUGAUGAAAUUUGAAAGAAGAGCAUAAAAGAUGAAUACCAUGAAAUCUAUGUUCUUGUUUUUUCCCAGCAAUGUAAAGACUUUUUUCUUUUUAGUGUUUGUCAUGUUGCUGUCUGGUUCUGAAGGGGUUGCUUUAAAACAUUUUAUAAAUGCAAUUAUUGAGGCCUAUAAUGCACAGCAAACUUUUUGAGCUUUGUAUUAGGUCAAACACAAUUGCUUUGUAGAAAAGACAUAAAUUGUACUAAAAAAAAUAGUUCUUCGAUAUGCCUUGUGGCAAGGGGGAGAUGUUAUGGUAUUUUAUUAAAGGGAUAAUCACAUUAAAGUGAAGCUUUAUGUAGGACUACAUCUGAAUAAAAGAUAAAUGGGUGGCUAUUCUUCCUAUUGUGUAUACAAAAACACCACCUUCUCUAAUAACUGGUUGGCCAACACUUACCCAUGGUUGCCCAACAUCAAAGAAAAGAUACAAGUAUUUAGAUAUUACAAAUAUUUACUACCAAUUUACCUAAUGUUUUGUACCAAUAUUUAGUACAAUAUUCCCAUUAUUAGGCAGUUUAUAAUAUCAAGGACCUCUUUUAAGCGUUGAUCUCCAGGUCAAGAUCACUUCAAAGUCCUGGUCCUUAUGGUUAUUUGUUUUAGUCAUUUAAAUAGUGCCAACAUAUUCCAUAGCACUGUAGAGAGAUUGUCACUUCACACCAGUCUUUGUCCACAUUUGGACAGGAUAAUUUAAACCAAAAAAUGAUCUUAUCAGUAAGUUUUUUAGGGUGUGUAAGGAAGACAGAGGAAGAAAAUUCAAACUUUAUGCACGCUAUUUUACAGACGCAGGACCUGAGCAAUACAAAGCAACAGUACUAACAACUGAGCCAUCACAUUACUAAUGUUUAUGUUGUUUCUCAGGUGUGGUUCUUCCCUUGUACUAGAUACAAAUGUUUCAUAUUAAUGUGAUUAUAAGUACUGCGAUUGAAGGCAUAUCCCUUUAAUAUAAAACCAGGCCAUAUCCAUGUUUUCUACCUGUUCAUUAUUUGCAAAAAAUUGGGCAUGGAGAAUGCUGUUAUUUACCUAUAUGCUGUAUAAUGUUCUUUUCUAUGAAAACUUUGGUCAAAUCACUAUUGGAAUAUAUGAUAUCCAAUUAUUUUCUCCCAAAUCCCUCAUAAUUGCGCAUUUCUUGCUUUGUCCUCUGCCUGAGAAUGAAAGAAAAAAAAAACUUAUGGAAAUUUGAACCUUAUUUGAUCAUGUGCUGUGUGGAAUGUAAUUAAAGGAUAAUAUUUUUGUACAAA